Oryza sativa Japonica Group (Japanese rice) is the source of this 1209-nucleotide messenger RNA. NCBI's taxonomy places the organism in Eukaryota, Viridiplantae, Streptophyta, Magnoliopsida, Poales, Poaceae. The record is from RefSeq and is a predicted model, not a curated record.
UAAACCGCAACCCACCCCCCACCCCACCCCCCGGGGGCAACCCACACCCCUACCCCUACCCCCACACCACACCACACCACACUAGCACAUCCCUGUCCCCCUCAAUUCCCGUAAUGGUGUUACUAACGAGGCAGGAAGCCGGCUCGGCAGCUGUGGCAUCAGGAAGCGGAGGCGGCGGCGACGGCGAUGGCGUGCUACAGGGAGGAGGCGGCGUGCUGGAUCUAAUGGGUUAGGCGGCAAGAACGGGCAUGUCCAUGUCUGGCGAGGAGGCGAGGACGGUUUCGCUCUCGUUUCCGCGGUUGUCGUCGGCUCCCUCCCUCAAGCGAGAAAAGCAAGAAGCGCGCUGCCUCCGCCAAGGCUGCCGACGAGGCCUCCACCAACCGCACCCGCGCUACCUCCCGACGCCAACCCCUCCGCUGGAUCCCCAUUGCUGUAUCGUUCUCCUCGGUGAGAUCUGGAAGCUUCAAUGGCAUGGGUAUCAUGUGAGAAGCUCCUUGCUGGUGGAUGCCCCUUGUUCUUCUGUUCCAGAUGUACAAGCUACAGGGCGACACGAGCUCCUGCUCCCUGCACUCCAUAGGUUAGCCUGCAUCGACGAGGAAUACUUGAGGACGCCAGGGGUGAAGAAGGGUGUAGCCUUUGGGAGCCUUGCCGCCAGAUCCGCCGUAUCCAGCGGCCCCGCGCGUCCCCGACAUCCCUCUUGCCGUGGUCUAGGGUGCUGCGAUGUCGUCUUGCCGUGGUCUCCAUUCGGCAUCAGCAUCUACAGUGUGCACUCUUGCAGGUGGAUGCACAUCUUGAUGGUAUGGUGGUUGGUAUUUGCUCUGCUGAAGAUGAAACUAGAAAAGAACAUGAGAAGAUUAUGCCAGUGGUGAUGGUGCCACUGGAAUGGCAUCCUCGACAUGUCCUUCGUCAACGUUCGUCGCCGGCAGCCAACACAAAGGGUCAGCCCAGGACGACCACACCACAAUUGAUGACAGGCUUCGGUGGCAGGCGAUGCGAUGCCCUCUGGAUUGUGCUUUUUUUUUGGGUACCGGGUGUAUAUGUGUUUGUAACGAUGAUGGCACGAUCAAUUGUAAAAACAAAGUCCAUUAUACCCGUAUUCGUGCAGUAAAAUAUUUACUACCUUAUAUAUCAGGCCCAAUCAACUACUAAGUAACUUUUUUACUCCCUCCAUGAUUGGAUAAUCCCAAUACAUAUCAAUAAUUUUUUUUA